Messenger RNA from Dinoponera quadriceps, 1324 nucleotides. Its product is annotated as 2-acylglycerol O-acyltransferase 1-like. The record is from RefSeq and is a predicted model, not a curated record. Gene Ontology annotation, biological process: triglyceride biosynthetic process. Gene Ontology annotation, cellular component: endoplasmic reticulum membrane. Gene Ontology annotation, molecular function: diacylglycerol O-acyltransferase activity. Lineage: Eukaryota; Metazoa; Arthropoda; Insecta; Hymenoptera; Formicidae. The transcript is spliced from 6 exons. The coding region runs from base 151 to 1197 and encodes 348 amino acids.
AGCCGUCUACCUGCCGUUUACCUGCCAUAUUGAGGAAAAUCCGAAAUUUCAUUCACAUGUCGACACGAGAAGCUGCACGUUUUGCAGGUGAACUCUAACGUGCACCAAAAGGAACGAACAACUGUGCUUGACGACAACUCAACGAGAAACAUGAAAAUUUUAGGUGUGAGAUUUGCACCAUUAAAUGUGCCUCUCGAGAGGAGGCUGCAGACCUUGACUGCCGCAACAUGGUUUAUUUGGACCGCAUUCGGCAACUUCUUCGCGACCAUUAUCACGGUCUAUAUGAUUAUCUAUAUGCAAACAUACUAUCUUAUAUUAUUGUAUUCUCUUUGGAUGUAUUACGACUGGGACACUUGCGAUCGUGGUGGCCGAAGUUACAACUGGAUAAAAUUUUGCAGAAAUAAUAUAUUCUGGCGUUACUUCUGCAACUAUUUCCCUAUAAAGCUGGUGAAGACCGUUGACUUGGACCCCACGAAAUCUUAUCUGUUUGUGUGCGUGCCUCACGGAAUCCUAUCGACAGGAAUAGUGGGUGCGUUCGGGUCGGAUGCGUUGGGCUGCAGGGAGCUAUUUCCUGGACUGGAAAUACGUCCGAUCAUCCUCGACCAGCAUUUCAAGAUACCUAUUUUCAGGGAAUACGUGUACUCGUUAGGUGCCUGCGCUUCUAGUGCGAGAAGUAUCAAGUACUUAUUAUCAACACCGCCAUCGAGCUCGUUCACCGGAAGAGCCACGUUACUCAUCGUCGGCGGCGCCUCGGAAUCUCUGGAGUCGUUACCGGGCACGUAUCGUACUAUAGUGAAGAAAAGGAAAGGUUUCAUCAAAUUAGCACUACAAAAUGGCACAACGUUGGUUCCUGUGUUUUCAUUCGGCGAGACGAACCUGUUCACUCAAUUGUACAGCUCGGAAGGAACGUUCUUUAGACGUGUCCAGCAUUAUAUUCGCAAAAUUAUUGGAUUAGCACCUGUUGUUUUUUCGGGCAGAGGAUUCUUCCAGUAUUCGUUCGGACUCAUCCCCAAACGGGAGCCUAUUACCGUAGUUGUCGGAAGUCCCAUGGAGCUACCGAAAAUAGCAGAACCUACGGCAGAGCAGAUCAACGAACACCAUAGUAAAUUCGUACAAAACUUGAUUGAACUGUUUGAGACGCAGAAGCACAAUUAUGUAAAAGAUCCGGAGAAAGUUGUCCUCGAAUUAGACAUUUGAUCUAUUUGAUAGAAAAGAAGCGUUCCGUGUGAAGGCUGAUCGUGCAAGUUUGUUCUUUUGAAAGACUCAGGCAAGGAAACGUGUUAGUUUGCUCAAUGUGAUUUCCGGUUUAGUACCACAUCCUUCG